CGGACUCAGACGGUAGUAGUAAAGCCCAGCUCGGGUCGGCCGAGCGCAAAUGUGCGCUCUACGUGCUGACAGCCGCGUUUCGUUCGAGCUGGUCUCACCUGAGAUCUCGUUCGCAGAUCACGAACAGCGUGUCUCUGAAGAAAGUAGUCGAAGGACCUUCGAACCGGGGAGAGAGAUGCGUCUGGCGUGACGGACGUCCGACGUACGGCAACCGUAUACAGGAGAGGACGUCUCUCUACCACAGUGAACAUCCCUUCGUUUCAGUGUGUGUCCGUCGCUCAGUUUCUCUCUCGCUCGCUCGACAGUCUCGCUGGUUCUGUGUCUCUGCCUGUCUGUCUCUCUGUUACUCGUUGUUUGCGUCUCAGUCACGUACACACAUACACAUACGUAUCGUCUCUCCCCCUUUGUCUCUCUCUCGACGUCGUCCCUCUGUCGGCCCAUCGACAACGAGGGGAUAAAAGUGGCGCGAGCACGGGCAGACCCAGCCGGAGACUGGCGGCGUCCGAGGCACUGGCGGAGCUGGUGCACGAGAUCAGGAUGAAAUCGAGGAGCAAUAUAGCUAUAUCGAUCCUCCAUCAAGAUCGUCGAAGUUACGAGGUCUUUAGAGAAGGUACGUUCGUGUAAAGAUCUCGGCGAAAGUUUGUCAUUUGCUGGCGGAGGAUUUGACAGCCUGCGGCAGGGCAGGUCUCGAAGCGAAGAAAGGAGAAGGCAGGAAGCGGAGGUGAAACCAGGUACAAGCUACCAGGAAGGCCUAGCGCCUGGCUGUUUAGUGGCUGUUGACAAAGGCGGGGGGGUGACGGGUAACAGCACCUAAGGGCGGGUGGGGGGAUGCAGCUCGAAAGGGUGGCGGCAUGGAGGAGCCCUCGCUGGAGGCUCUCAUGCAGGCGGGCCUCAUCUUCGUGGUCGGUGUCGCCAUCAUCUUCUCGAAUCUCCUCAUCAUCGCCACCUACCUUAAUUUCCGUGGUCCCUCCGAGGUGAUAAACUACUACUUGCUAUCUCUCGCUUCGGCGGACCUUCUUUGUGGUCUGCUGGUGGUUCCGCUCUCGGUGUAUCCAGCGUUGGUACGACGAUGGGUCUAUGGGGACGUCGUGUGUCGUCUCGUUGGCUAUUUGGAAGUUACUCUCUGGGCGGUAUCUGUUUACACCUUCAUGUGGAUUUCUGUGGAUCGGUAUUUGGCCAUCAGGAAACCAUUGCGAUACGAGACCGUGCAGACGAAAACCCGAUGCCAGUGCUGGAUGGUCUUCACGUGGAUCAGCGUGGCGAUGAUGUGCUGUCCGCCCCUCCUAGGUUUCCAAAAGCCGAUUUUCGACCGGGAGGCGUUCAUCUGUAUGCUCGAUUGGGGCAACAUGGCUGCUUACACCAUCACACUGUCGAUCCUCGUGCUAGGCCCAUCGGUCAUCACCAUCGUCUACACUUAUUGCUACAUCUUCACGAUGAUGAGACGACUAAAAUCCGGCGUACUGAUUCACGACAAGGAGUACGCGACCGCGCUCUCGGAGAACUUGAGCAAUCCGAGUCAUAUCAUGUCCUUUGUCCUGGUGAUGACUUUUUGGGUGUCCUGGGCACCGUAUGCCGGUCUCCGGAUAUACACUGUCGUUAACGGACCGCCGCAGGUGCCGUUUCUGCAUUUCGCAGUAGUGUGGUUGGGGGUGACGAACAGUUUCUGGAAAGCGGUGGUCCUUGGUACCCUGAGCCCGCAGUUUCGACUAGCGGCUCGUGUGCUCUGUCUGACGUUGUGCUGCCGGCACAGACGACUUCCGCCGGAGCUGCUCGGCCUCGACGACGACGAUUAAAAGCCAAACGCCUACGAGAACAAGAGGGGAAACGCUUUCCUUUUGCGCGCGAGCGUUCUACAACACGCGCCCCAUUCUUAGAGCAUCGCUUUUCAUCUCUCGGUAUUCGAGGUCGUUUCUUGCAUCCGCUACCGUUCUCUCCGAGUCUCCUUCGAAGGCUGAGACUGAGAUUCUUUGUUCCGAGAAGCGCUACCACGACGUCCGACGAGUAAAACGCGCGAUCAAUCUGGUCGCGUUUCAAAAUGCGGAAUAAAUUUCAGGGAACUAGUAAAAAAAAAUGAUUUUUCACCAACGAACUUCUUCGAUGAGCGCCAAACUUUUCUGCCUCGAAAGAAGAACACUUUCUCUUCGGUGGCUUUUUCUUUGCAAAUGAUCGUUCCUUAGAGUCUCUGGAUAUUUAUCCGAUCCAUCUAUUUUCCGUUUCGCGUGGACGCGAUUCGAUUAAGACUAUUGCUUUCUGUUUCUCUUUCCGCGCCACGGGAGACGAAUUAUUCCUAGCCGAACACGAUUGAUCGGCCAAGUACAAUAAAGUAAAUCUCUCCGUAAGAUCAACGAGCAAUCAAGCGCUACGAUAAUAAACCGAAACUUGGAAGACUAAGAUUUUUGCUAACUGAAUUACCUUUUACCGUUAAAUCAGUUCGUCUCGAUGCAAACCGUCAAACCGCGUGUAAUUAAGAACCUAACAAACCGUUAAGACGAUUAGAGAAAAAGAUGAUAAGAAAAUUAAGAGGUCGAAAAAACGAGAAACGUGUCUGACCAGGACACGUGGUCGCUUCUUCGUCAAAACAGAUAUUCGAAUUAUUUAAAGAAACCGCGUAAACUGUUAGGGUAUUGCUUUUUCUAUACGAUUUCGAUUUAAAUAUAAUCGAUUAUACGUAUAUACACGUAUAUACAUAUACAGAUGUGUACGUGUCUGUUAUUAAAAGAAUUCACGUUAUCGACAAAACGUGGGAAGGAGCGUGAUGUAAGGCCGAAAGAAAGAAUCGAAGCUCAGUCUGGGGCGCGUUUGUCGCGCGAUCAAGAUUCUCGAAAGGGACGCGAUCCUCGUGGACGAAUCGUCGAUCGAACAUUCACAACGGACGACAUUCUGUUCGUUUUGGCGACGGUUCGCUCGACACUGAUCGUUACAGUCCGGAUUAAUUAAAUCGGAGAUGCCCUGUUUAUCUACUUUUUGCUUUUUCCUUCUCGAAGAACGCUCUCGAAAGUCGACGAAACGCGGAGAGCUCUCUCGCGCGUUCCUUUCCUCUCGGUGGUUUCAGGAGAGCGUUCUCGGAAAACUAAUCGUUGCCUAUAUCUACGUGGUAAGAUCACGCUCAAACACAAUUAUCUUAGCGAGUCGCGAUAAAAUAACGUGUAAACGUAUAACACGAGGACGAGCGAGCAGUCGCUUGCGAUCGCGUAACAUUCUACGCGAUUACGAAACUAAAAUCGAUCGAAGGGGGAUGCGAAGGGAAGAUGAUUAAGCAGGCGAACACAAAAUACAAGAGAACACUAGGUCAAUUAACGGAGAUGCCUCUACGAAUGCGACGCCGCGUCAAUCUGCGCGCCCGUAGAACGCCCAUGUGAAACGAAAACUCGCGGACGGGAUUUCGAUCGCGACGGUUAUACGCUUUUUUUAACGCGCUUCCUCCUCUACUCGGCCUCGCGAUCGGCCUCCCUUCCACUCUCUCUUUCUCGUUUUUAAUCAAACUUGCGCUGACACGUUUUACUUUUUCUUCUCUUUCGAAUUUCUUCUCUUGCGCCUAGUUAUUAAAUCCUCUUGCAAGUUCCUGUGGUUUUAAUUUUGUACGAACAUAAUUCCAUCGAAAUCGAACGUUUUUAUUUAAAGUAAUUUCCAUAAUUAUUAGAGAAUAUUUCCAAGUACCUUCUUUUCAUUCUAAUAUUUCCUUCCGUUUGAACAAACUGGAAGCUUCUACUCGCUCACUUUUCACAGGUACGUUACACGACACAGCUGAUAUCUCUUAAACGAUCGUAUCGUGUCGUUUGUAUGUAAUUUUUAGCAGUUCUUCCUUCAGUGGAAGGUAAACCUCCUUGUUGGAGAAGAAAACGAAUAGGAAGAUUCGAUUCGCUGAAUUGUGACUCGUUUUACAACGCGAUUCUAGAUCUGCUUCUGAAAGCGAAGGAUUUGCGGAGUUGGAAACUCGAUUAUGGAGCGUGAAAUUCAAGCAGGGACGUGUUUCCAUCAUACGGGAUCGAAUUUCAAUUAAAAUGGUAAUCAAACUUUCACCAACGGCACGUUACGAAAUUCUGGCCGCCGACGGAAGCAAUAAAUGCGCGAGAUUAAUCGAAUGGAAGUACAAGAAACUGCGAGAGAGCCGUGAACACGGAUUGAAGGAAGCAACGUCGUUAUAUAGUUGUCGGAUCGUGGAUCGUGUUAAAGUUAAAUCGCCAUUAUUUCAUUUUCCGGUCAAACCAUCGCGUUAUGGGCCGUCCGCUGCGAAAAUCUAAUUUAAAACUCGCCCCCGUUUCUUACUCAAAGGGAAAUCGGCCGACACGAAACGCAACGCGAUCCAACGGGGCAAAAACUUGGCGAAAACCGUUUCCCGUGGGUGGAGAGAAAGCAACGGCUAUUAAUAAAACGCGAGAUUCAUUUAUAAACCUGGCCAUUUCUAUAGCGAAUAAAGUCCACUGUUCGAGUACCGCGGUUACGAAUGUUUCACGGCUCCGCGGCUUUUAUAUAACGGAACUUCCCGCGACGUUUCCGUCAUGGCGAUAUUUAUGCCUCAACAGUGUGCGUGUUAUACGUAA
Bombus pascuorum is the source of this 4541-nucleotide messenger RNA. It is a transcript of the gene DopEcR, whose product is annotated as beta-2 adrenergic receptor. The record is from RefSeq and is a predicted model, not a curated record. Gene Ontology annotation, cellular component: membrane. Gene Ontology annotation, molecular function: G protein-coupled receptor activity; peptide binding. Gene Ontology annotation, biological process: G protein-coupled receptor signaling pathway. The transcript has 5 exons. Bases 852 to 1793 code for a protein of 313 amino acids. NCBI's taxonomy places the organism in Eukaryota, Metazoa, Arthropoda, Insecta, Hymenoptera, Apidae.